Molecule: messenger RNA, 1399 nt
Organism: Ceutorhynchus assimilis (cabbage seed weevil)
Lineage: Eukaryota; Metazoa; Arthropoda; Insecta; Coleoptera; Curculionidae
Source: the annotation of a GenBank genome assembly
AUAUAGAAAUUUUCCUUUGGUUAUAUAAACGAUUUAUUCGUUAUUUGAACAGACAGUACCUUGGUGCACUCUCAGUGACAAAUAUAACUAUCUGAAAUAUAUUAUAUUUCCCCAAUAAUGCCUACUCACUGGAACUACCCCGAUCAAGCUCUCCAAGAGGAGCUUAGCAGAAUUGCCAAUGCCAUUGUGGCACCAGGAAAAGGUAUCUUGGCAGCAGAUGAAUCUGUGGGUACCAUGGGCAAGAGAUUGAUGGAUAUUGGUAUGGAAAAUUCCGAGGAAAAUAGACGUAAAUACAGGCAACUUCUUUUCACCACAGACCGUGAAAUCGGCAACUACAUUUCCGGAGUGAUCCUCUUCCACGAAACUCUGUAUCAAAAGGCAGACGAUGGCACUCCAUUCCCCGAAUUAAUCAAAAGCAGGGGAAUGAUUCCCGGCAUCAAAGUAGAUGCUGGAGUGGUCGACCUUUUCGGCAGCGACGAUGAAUCAACCACACAAGGCUUAGACGAUUUGGCCAGACGUUGCGCCCAAUACAAAAAGGACGGUUGCGAAUUUGCCAAGUGGCGUUGCGUCCUCAAAAUCAAAGAGCACACUCCAUCGAUGCAAGCUCUCAUGGAAAACGCCAACGUUUUGGCCAGAUAUGCUUCAAUCUGCCAAGCCAACAGACUCGUGCCCAUUGUGGAACCAGAAGUUUUGAUUGAUGGCGACCAUAGCUUGGAACGUGCCCAAAAAGUCACUGAAACCACUUUGGCUUUUGUUUACAAGGCUUUGCAAGACCAUAACGUGUUUUUGGAAGGUACUCUGUUGAAACCCAACAUGGUUACUGCUGGACAAAGUCAUGCGAUGAGAAUGAGUCCAGAGGAUAUCGCCAGGGCUACUGUUAUAGCUCUACAGCGUACUGUACCUGUGGCCGUACCUGGAAUUACCUUUUUGUCUGGAGGUCAAUCUGAAGAAGAAGCCACUAUCAACUUGAACGCUAUCAAUCUACAUCAAGGCAAGAAACCAUGGGCUCUUACUUUCAGCUUUGGACGUGCCCUUCAAGCUUCGGUUCUCCGUGCUUGGGGUGGCAAAGACAAUCAAAUUCAAGCCGCUCAAAUGGAGCUUUUGAAACGUGCCAGGGCCAACAGUGAAGCAUCCCUUGGUAAAUACAGGGCUGGUUCCGUUCAAGGCAAAGCUGGCGAUGCUGGAUUAUUCGUUAAAAAUCACGCUUAUUAGUUAUAAGGAUUUGAAAUAUAAACAGUCAUGUAUACUUGGUGGCUAAAUAAAUAAAUACUCAUAUUUCAUCAAUAUUAUAUUUCUGAAUGUAGUUUGUUUUUAUUUGUAGAUUCCUAGUUUUGUUAUAGAACCUUAGAAAUAUAUCUUCAACAAUUAUGAUAUUUUUCAAAAUAUGACAAACUUACAA